GCAGCUGAUCCCACAAAGCGGAGUUCCUCCAGAGUCUCCAGAGCCCCUGUCCGGCUGUCCGCUCCGCUCCGAGCCCCAGCUCUCUCCCUCUCUCUCACCCGAUGCCUGGGUCAUGUCCGGGCUGCUGAACAGGAGGAUGGGCCCGGGACGCGGCUCUCCGCUGCUGCUGCUGGAGCUGCUGCUCCUCGGGGUUUUGUCCGGAGCUCAGGAGGAGAUCCAGCCCGUGCCGCAGGGCGCCUCCACCCUCGCCUUCGUCUUCGAUGUGACCGGCUCCAUGUACGACGACCUGGUGCAGGUGAUCGAGGGAGCCUCCAAGAUCCUGGAGACCUCCCUGAGCAGACCCAAGAGACCCCUGCACAACUUCGCUCUGGUGCCCUUCCACGACCCAGAGAUCGGCCCGGUUACCAUUACAACAGAUCCCAAGAAGUUCCAGAAUGAGUUGAGGGAGCUGUAUGUGCAGGGUGGUGGAGACUGUCCAGAGAUGAGCAUUGGAGCAAUCAAGAUUGCCUUGGAGAUCUCUCUGCCUGGAUCCUAUAUUUAUGUCUUCACAGACGCCCGCUCAAAAGACUACAAACUAACCCAUGAAGUUCUCCAGCUCAUCCAGCAGAAGCAGUCUCAGGUGGUGUUUGUGUUGACUGGGGACUGUGAUGACAGAUCACAUAUCGGAUACAAGGUAUAUGAGGAAAUAGCAUCCACCAGCUCAGGACAGGUCUUCCAUCUGGACAAGAAACAGGUCAACGAGGUCCUGAAAUGGGUGGAGGAAGCAGUACAGUCCUCUAAAGUCCAUCUGCUGUCCACUGACCACUACAAUCCAACUAGCAACACAUGGCAGAUCCCAUUUGACCCCAGCCUGAAGGAAGUGACAGUUGCCUUGAGUGGACCAGCCCCAGGCAUUGAGAUACGCAACCCCCAAGGGAAGCUGAUUGGGACUAAAGAUGGGCUGACAGAGCUUCUUCACAUUCCCAACUCUGCCAAAGUCUUUAACCUGAAAGAUCCCGCACCAGGCAUGUGGUCCAUAAAGGCAAUCAGUGAGGGUCGACACUCGGUCCGCAUCACAGGACUAAGUACCAUUGAUUUCCGAGCCGGAUUUUCCAGGAAACACACCCUGGAUUUCAAAAUGACUUCCAGCAGACCAGUGCAAGGCAUCCCCACCUUCAUCGUGCUCAACACUACAGGGCUGUCCCGUCCUGCACGUGCUGAUCGGCUGGAGCUCCUGAGCAUCACAGGAGGGGUGAUGAAGACUUUACCUAUUCGCUAUUAUCCUGAGCGUUUGCCCUACAGCAUCUGGAACAUCACUGAAUUUGUGCCACCCAAUGAAGCUUUCUUCCUGAGAGUGACGGGUUAUGACCGCGAUGGCUACCUCUUCCAGAGGGUCUCCAGUGUCUCAUUUUCCAGUAUUGUUCCAGGUGCCCCCAAAGUCAUCAUGCCCUCCACCACCCCGGGUUACUACCUGCAGAAGGGUGGCCUCAGCUGCUAUGUUGACAGUUUGAUUCCCUACACCGUUCGUUUCGCCCGGGAGGGAGAACGGCUUGGUGUGGACCAGCUCUUCAGUGAGUCAUCAAAUGCAUCAUGGGAGAUUACUGAGGUGUCUCUAAAAGAUGAGGGUUUCUAUGACUGUGUUGCCAUCAGCAGUGCUGGAACUGGCCGGGCUCGUACAUUCCUGGACGUCUCUGAGCCCCCUCCAGCCGUUACAGUACUGUCUAACGCAACAGCAUCACCAGGAUCUGUGGCUUUGCUCACCUGCGUGGUAGCCAGCACUGUGCGUUAUAACCUGACCUGGCAGCGUGGAGGCGUGGACAUUCGACCAGACGCUCGUCUCCGACUUACCACCAACCUUUCUCUGGAGAUCCUGCGUGUCACCCCAGACGACGGCGGCUGGUAUGGCUGUGUUGCUGCCAAUGAGGGUGGGGUGUCUUCCUCUCGCAUCUACCUGAACGUGCAAGCCCCACCAUUGGUAUCUGUGAAUCCACAAAACCAGACGUUCAGUGCCGGGGAGGAGGUGUGGAUCAGGUGCUCAGCUAAAGGCUACCCCACACCCACCAUUGUGUGGACCCACAAUGACAUGUUCAUUAUGGGCACCAGCAGGCACAGGAUGACCCAGGAGGGGGCACUGGUCAUCAGGAAUACGGUGCGGAAAGACGCAGGGGCUUAUAGCUGUCUGGCCAGUAACGUGGCUGGAACAAACACCCAGACUGCUCUUCUCAGCUAUAUCGAGUCUCCUCAGAUCACAGUCCCCCAGAGCAGAAUGCUGACAGGCUUAGGACAGACUGUCAUCAUGGAGUGUACUGUAACAGGAAUUCCACAGCCAGAGGUCUUGUGGUAUAAAGGUGAUCAGCAGGUGAAGGCAUCAAUGUUUGUGAGUAUGGAUCCACAGCGGGGUACGUUGAGCAUUCGGCAGACCGAGGAUGCAGAUUCUGGAGACUAUAUCUGUGUGGCAGUGAAUUUGGCCGGCACGGCACAGGGGAAGAUCACACUGGACGUUGGCUCUGCCCCUAAGUUCACAAGGCAGCCAUCUGAUGUGGCUGCAGACAUUGGCUCGAACGUCACCCUAACUUGCCAUGCACAGGGCCACCCUGAGCCACGCAUCACCUGGAGACGAGAGGAUAACACUGCCUUCUCCUCCCGUCGCCAUGGCCACAGCACUGUCACUCAGAAGAGGAAUGGAGACUUGCAGAUCACCAACCUCUGGGUAGAAGAUGGUACCACCUAUUUAUGUGAGGCACAAAACCAGUUUGGUAAAAUCCAGACCAAGGCCAGAGUCACAAUCACAGGGCUGGUCUCUCCUGUGAUAGCCUUAAGUCCUGCAGAGGUCAGUGUGAUCGAGGAGCAGCAGGUCACUCUUCCCUGUGUGCUGCUAGCUGGAAACCCACUUCCUCAGAGACACUGGAUCCAUGAGAACACUCUGAUAACUUCAGGCCCGUAUGUGAGUAUCCGGCGAGAUGGCAGUCUGCAUAUAGAGCGAGUCAGUGUGCAGGAUGGUGGAGAGUACACUUGUGUGGCUGAAAACGUGGCUGGAUCCAGCAACCGUACCACAACUGUUCACAUAUAUGUUAUGCCCACUAUUCAACAUGGUCCACAAGUGUUCAGUACAAUUGAGGGAACGCCCAUUUCUCUGCCGUGUCAUGCUCGUGGAGUGCCCAAACCAGACAUCACAUGGGCUAAGCGUGGAGAGAUGCUGGAUCUGAAUGGUGGGCUCUUCUCUCUGGAGGAGGACGGCAGUCUGCACAUCGCCUCCCCCAGUGGGGAGGAGUCUGGAGAGUUUGUGUGCACAGCCACCAAUCCAGCUGGAUACAGCUCCAGAAAAGUCCAACUCACGGUCUACGUGAGACCUAGGCUGGGCGGGGGUGGAGUCGGUGAUCAGACUGGAUCAGGAGAGCUGGUAGAGAUGUCUGUAAAGCUGGGUGAGGAUGUAACUCUGCCGUGUGAAGUACAGAGUGUCCCACCUCCCACCAUCACCUGGGCCAAAGACAAGCAGCUUAUCUCCCCAUAUUCCCCCAGACACACUCAGUUGCCCUCAGGCUCCAUGAAGAUCACAGAGGUCCGCGUGACAGAGAGCGGCAUGUAUCUGUGCGUGGCCACCAACAUCGCCGGCAACUUCAGCCAGUCUGUCCGACUCAGCGUCCUCGUGCCUCCCAGUAUCUUAGCUGGUCCCCGUGUGAUGAAGGUUCAAGUGGAGCAUUCUGUAGAUCUCCCCUGCGUGGCUCAAGGGGUUCCCGAACCCUCUGUGAGCUGGCAGAAGGACGGAACCACCAUAGUGCCAGAUGGUACCAGGUACAGGUUCUCCCCAGAUGGAACUCUGACCAUUCAAAAGGUGACACUGACCAAUGAGGGAGUGUACACCUGCACGGCUAGCAAUAUUGCAGGACAAGACAAGGCCAACAUUCAACUGAUAGUGCAAGUUCCCCCUGUGGUGGAAGUAUCUGAACCCCCUUUCAACAGCCCCCUGCAGGAAAGAGUGGCCAACCAGCGCAUUGCCUUCCCCUGCCCUGCCAAAGGAAUGCCUCAGCCAGUAAUAAAGUGGUUUAGGAAUGGUCAGGAGCUGACAGGCAAUGAACCAGGAAUGUCCAUCCUCGAGGAUGGUACGCUGCUCAUCCUGGCCUCAGUGUCACCACUGGAUAAUGGUGAAUAUACCUGUACGGCUGUCAAUGAUGCAGGCAGCACUGAGAAGAAAUACCAACUCAAGGUCAAUGUGCCCCCUGAUGUACGAGAUAAAGGCCUGCCAGCCAAUGUCUCAGUGGUGAUGAAUCAGCCCACAAGUUUGUUGUGUGAUGUUACUGGCACACCUCCACCAGUCAUCACCUGGUAUAAAGAUGGAGUGCCGGUGGUUGCCAGCAGUAAUGUGCAGAUCCUACAAAGAGGGAAAACGCUGAGAUUGCUGAAGGCUGCUACUGUGGAUGCAGGCCACUACAGCUGCAAGGCCAUCAACAUUGCGGGAAACACUGACAAAGACUUCUAUCUGGAUGUCCUGGUCCCUCCUACUAUCAUUGGAAGCGGCGGGUCUCGUGACCUCUCUGCUAUUCUCAAUCAGGAGAUCAGCUUGGUGUGCAAGGUUAAAGGUGUGCCCUUUCCCACAAUUCAGUGGUACAAAGACAGGAAGCCAGUGUUUUUGGCAGACCCCAAUAUCGAAGUGUCAGACCAGGGCCAGGUGUUAAAAAUCAAGAGCGCACGUCUGGGAGACCAGGCCCGCUACCAGUGCAGUGUGUCCAACUCUGCUGGAAAACAGUCCAGGGACUUCAACCUCAGCAUUUAUGUGCCACCCAGUAUAAAGGGAGGGAAUGUGACCGCGGAGGUGACAGCUCUUCUGGAUAACUCUGUUACUUUGGAGUGUGAGGCCCGAGGUGUGCCCCUCCCCGCCAUCACCUGGUACAAGAACGGAGUGACUAUUCUGUCCAGCAGACAAGCCCAGUACUUGGAGCAUGGUCAGUAUCUUAAGAUCACCCGGGUCCAGGUGUCUGAUUCUGGACACUAUACCUGCAAGGUCACUAGUGUGGCUGGCACCGCUGAGAAGGCUUACGAGCUGGACGUCUAUGUUCCGCCUUCAAUCACAGGAGGUUCAGAUGGCCCUGUGGAGAAAAAGGUUGUGGUCAGUAAAUCUUUGACACUGGAAUGUGAGGCAGGUGGGCAUCCUCCUCCCUCCCUUACCUGGCUAAAGGAUGGGUCUCCUGUGAAUGCGGGGAAUAACCUGCAGGUUAUGGAACAGGGUCGAAAAAUCCAGAUCCUCAACGCUGUUCCCUCAGACGCAGGCCGAUAUGUCUGUGUAGCCACUAGCUCUGCAGGGGAAAUGGAGAUCAAAUACGAUGUGAACGUUUUAGUGCCACCCACUGUUGAUGGUGCAGACGAAAGCACAGAUGCCACUGUCACCAUCAAUAGCCUUUUAGAACUGGAGUGCCAUGCCACAGGAACACCAACACCCACCAUCACGUGGCUGAAAGAUGGAAAACCAGUAAGGCAGGGGGAAGGUGUGAAGAUUGUGGUGAACGGUCGUCGUCUCAUCAUCUCUCGUGCUCAGGUCUCAGACACAGCUCUUUUCCAGUGUGUGGCCUCGAAUGAAGCAGGAGAACAAGAGAGAGACUUUAAAGUAGCAGUGCAUGUCCCUCCAUCAAUCCGCUCUACUGGUCCUGCUGAACGCUCUGUCAUUCUUCACAAUCCAAUGAGUCUUCAGUGUGUGGCCACUGGUGUUCCAGCUCCCAGUAUCACCUGGCUCAAAGAUGGCCGCCCUGUGGAUACCACCCAAGGCUUAAUUAAGCUGGAGUCUGCAGGAAAAGUUCUGCAUAUUAAGGAGGCCAGACUGGAGGACGCUGGGAAAUACACCUGUGUGGCUACCAAUGCUGCAGGAGAGGCUCAGCAGCACAUUCGCCUCAAUGUGCAUGAGCCUCCCAGUAUCCAGUUUGCUGGAGAGACUGUCAAUCAAACCAUCUUGGCCGGAUAUCAAAUCCAAUUGCAGUGUAAAGCGACAGGACGUCCUGUACCAGCCAUCACCUGGUAUAAGGACAGUCGGCCACUGACUAGUGCAGCGGGGGUGAGAAUUUUGAGCCGAGGGAAGGUGCUGGAGAUUGACCGUGCACAAGUGUCUGACUCUGGGAUUUACAAGUGUGUGGCUGUGAGCGUGGCCGGCAAAGCAGAACUGACGCACAGCCUGCAGGUGUAUGUCCCACCCUCAAUCUCUAGUGAAGGAGGAAUGGUGACGGUGGUGGUGAACGAUCCAGUUAGGCUGGAAUGUGAGGCCUCAGGUCUGCCUGUGCCCAGUCUCACCUGGCUCAAAGAGGGCAGUCCUGUCUCCAGCUCCUCCAAUGGCAUCCAGGUACUGGCUGGAGGCAGGGUGCUGUCUUUUAGCAGUGCUCAGGUCAGUGAUACAGGACACUACACCUGUGUGGCGGUGAAUGCUGGAGGAGAGCAGCAGAGAGAGUAUGACCUGCAUGUCUAUGUGCCACCCAACAUCAUGGGUGAGGAGGUCAACAGCACAGUUCUCAUUGGGCGUUUGGUAGAGCUGCACUGCCAGAGUGAUGCCAUCCCCCCACCCACUCUGAGCUGGCGUAAAGAUGGAAGGCCCCUGUACAGGAAGCCGGGACUGACUGUGUCUGAGGAUGGCACCAUGUUGCGGAUUGCAAAUGCACAGUUGCAGGACACAGGCAGGUACACAUGUGAGGCUGCUAACAUCGCAGGCAAGACAGAGAAGAACUACAACCUGAACGUUUGGGUCCCCCCUAGCAUCCGUGGUUCUGAAGAGGUGUCUCAUCUGACAGUGACUGAGGGUGGACUCAUCACUCUGGUCUGCGAGUCCAGUGGCAUCCCCCCUCCCAGCCUUACAUGGAAGAAAAAUGGUUCUGAGCUGAAGGCAGACUCUCGAGUGCGUGUUCUAUCUGGUGGCCGUCAGCUGCAAAUCUCCAUGGCGGAGAGGACUGAUGCUGCAUCCUACAUGUGCCAGGCCUCUAGUGCCACUGGCAGUGCGGUCAAGGAGUACAGCCUGCAAGUCUAUGUUCGUCCUUCCAUCAGCCCGUCCGAGCACGGCAGUGGAGAAGUAAUGGUGGUCCGAGGGGGAAACGUGACCCUUCAGUGUGAGGUGGACGGGGUGCCCAGACCUGCAGUCACUUGGCUGAAAGAUGGUAGGCCUCUGGGAGCUGUAGCUGGAGCCCAGGUCCUCAGUGAGGGAAGACUCCUCCGCAUCAAAGACGCUCAGGUGGCCCACACCGGCCGCUACACCUGCAUUGCUGUGAAUAUAGCCGGACAGGCUGACAACAAGUACGACGUCACUGUACAUGUUCCAGCAAGCAUCAGCGGGCACACACACAGGACUGAGAAUGUGAGUGUGGUGGUGAGGAAUCCUGUGGCCCUCACCUGUGAGGCUUCUGGCAUCCCUCUGCCUGUUAUCACCUGGCUCAAAGACAACAGGCCUAUCGCCCCUUCUAGCUCCAUCCGGGUCAUCUCAGGUGGGCGGAGCCUGCGUUUAAUGCAUGCUGCAGUGGAGGACGCAGGAAGGUUCACCUGCAUUGUGUCUAAUUCUGCUGGGGAGGACCGAAAGAACUUUGAUCUGGAUGUACUGGUGCCCCCCAGCAUUGUGAAUAAAGGUGGAGUGCAAGAUGUAAAAGUAAAGGAAGGACAGAACAUUACCCUGACCUGUGAGGCCACUGGAAACCCGGUGCCAGAGAUAACAUGGUUAAAGGAUGGUCAGCUGGUCACAGGGGAGCCGAGGCUGCAAGUGAUGUCACACGGACGCUUUCUCCACAUCAGUGAUGUCCAGGUGGCUGACACAGGCCGCUACAGCUGUUUGGCAUCCAACAGUGCUGGAGACAGGAGCAUACAUUUCAACCUAAAUGUUCUUGUUUCUCCCACUAUUGCUGGCUCUGGACCAGAGGGCUCUUCUGAGGAAGUUACUGUAACUCUGAACAGCCCCACAUCUCUGGUGUGUGAAGCUCAAUCCUACCCUCCUGCCAUCAUCACCUGGCUCAAGGAUGGGAUUCCAUUUGAGUCAAGUCGCAACGUCAGAGUGCUGCCAGGAGGCCGCACACUGCAGAUCUUGAAUGCGCAGGAAGAAGAUGCUGGCAGAUACACAUGUGUGGCCACCAAUGAGGCUGGAGAGACCCUGAAGAAUUAUGAGGUCAAAGUUUAUAUCCCACCUGUUAUCAGUAAGGAUGUUGCAGGAGAAGGAUUUUUCCCCAGAGAAAUCAAGAUCAAAGUGAACAACACACUGACACUUGAGUGCGAAGCCCAGGCCAUACCGACCCCUACUCUACAGUGGUACAAGGAUGGCCAGAUUUUAAAGACAGAUGGCCGCGUUACAAUGACCGCUAAUGGUCGUAUAGUCCAGAUCAAGCAGGCACAGGUGUCUGAUACUGGUCGCUACACCUGCGUUGCUUCCAACAUUGCUGGAGAGGAUGAGAAGGACUUUGAUGUAAAUAUACAAGUUCCUCCUAGUUUCCAGGACUCCACUUCUGGUUCUGCUGGGGAGGCGAAGGAUGUGAUUCUAAAUAACCCCAUCUCCCUCUAUUGUGAGACCAAUGCCGUCCCACCUCCCACGCUCACAUGGUAUAAAGACGGACGACUACUUGCCUCCAACGAUAGAGUGCUCAUCUUACCUGGUGGAAGAGUGCUCCAGAUCCCCCGAGCUCAGGCUGAGGACUCUGGGAGGUACACAUGCGUGGCUGUCAAUGAUGCUGGAGAAGACUCAAUCCAAUAUGAUGUCAGAGUGUUGUUGCCCCCUUCUAUUCGUGGAGCUGAUAGAGAUGUCCCUGAGGAGGUGGUGGUUUUGGUAAAUAAGACCACACGGCUGGAGUGCCAUGCAGAUGGAAGCCCCCCUCCUAAAAUCAGCUGGCUCAAGGACAGACAGCCUCUAAACCCAGACAGGACACACACACUGCUGUCCAAUGGCAGGACCCUGCAGAUUCUAAAUGCUCAGGUGACCGACACAGGACGUUAUGUGUGUGUGGCUGACAAUGUGGCUGGAAGUGCAGAGAAAUACUUUAAUCUCAAUGUUCAUGUUCCUCCUUCCAUACUGGGUGCAAAUGUGGAGAACGCCACAGUGGUUGUGAAUAAUUUCAUCACUCUAAGCUGUGAGGCCACUGGCUUCCCACCUCCCACUCUGAGCUGGCUUAAAGAUAGGCGACCAGUACAGGCCAACACCAACGCUCUUAUAAUGCCUGGUGGACGUACUUUGCAAAUUCUGAAGACUAAGAUAUCUGAUGGUGGGAAGUACAGUUGUUUGGCCAUCAAUCCAGCAGGAGAAGCCCAGAAGCUUAUUUAUCUCACUGUGUUUGUGCCCCCCAGCAUCAGGGACAGCAGUGGAGACUCACCUGUAGUGAUCAGUGUUCGUGUGGGGAACUCGGUCACCCUGGAGUGCCAGUCAAACGCUGUGCCCCCUCCCACUAUUAUGUGGUACAAGAAUGGCCGUCUCCUCACUGAAACUGCCAACCUUCGCAUCCACAAUGAAGGACAGAUUCUGGAACUCAAAGGAACAGAGGUGUCUGAUACUGGCCAAUACGUUUGCAAGGCCACAAAUGUAGCAGGACAGGUGGACAAGAACUUCCAUCUUAACAUCUAUGUGCCUCCAAGUAUCGAUGGACUAGCAGAAGAGCAUGUUGUGGAGACCAUCAGUAAUCCAGUGACCUUUGCCUGUGAUGCCACGGGAAUUCCACCACCAAGUCUCACCUGGCUAAAGAAUGGCAGAGUAAUUGAGAAUUCUGAGUCUUUGGAGAUGCAUAUCCUGUCAGGAGGAGGUAAACUUCAGAUUGCCCGCUCCCAGCUUUCUGACAGUGGCACCUACACCUGCCUGGCAUCCAACAUUGAGGGCAAAGCCCGUAAGAGCUACCAUCUCAUCAUACAGGUGCCACCCAGCAUUGUAGGAUCAGAGCUGCCUGGUGAAGUAAGUGUCCUGCUGAAUGACAGCAUACAGCUUGUGUGUCAGGCAGAAGGGACUCCGCCUCCCACCAUACAGUGGCUGAAAGAUGGCCAGGUGCUCAGGAGAACUGGCCUUAAGAACAUCAGAAUCAGUCCUGAUGGCAGUACACUCACGGUAACAGCUGCACAUACAUCAGAUGGAGGCAAAUACACCUGUGUGGCCACCAACAAGGCUGGUGAAGAAGACAAGGUCUUCAACCUUAAUGUAUAUGUUCCUCCAGAGAUCCAGGGUAACAGAGAUGUGGCCGAGGGUUUGACCGCAGUGCUGGAUAGCGCUGUGAAUAUUGAGUGUGUGGCCAGUGGCUCUCCCCCACCUCACCUUAACUGGCUGAAAAAUGGCCUGCCUUUACCUGUGUCUGCUCACGUACGUCUGCUGUCUGCUGGACAGGUCCUCCGCAUUGCUCGUGUUCAAGUGUCUGAUGAAGGCACGUACACUUGUGUGGCGUCCAACCGAGCUGGAGUGGACAACAAACACUACAGUCUGCAGGUUUAUGUCCCUCCCAGUCUGGAUGGAGCAGGCACCACAGACGAUGUGAUGUUGGUUAGGGGGAGCAUGGUGGCUCUGGUGUGCAUCUCUGAUGGGACCCCGACUCCGACAGUCUCCUGGCUGAAGGAUGGCGCUGCUCUGUCUUUAGACACCCAUAUCACCCUGCUGAACCACAACAGCACCCUGAAGAUACCCUCUAUCCAGAUCAAACACACAGGACGCUACACCUGUGUCGCACAGAACCAGGCCGGGGAGGCCCGCCGCCACUUUAAUCUCAAAGUACUGGAUCCUCCACGGAUUAAUGGCUCUGGAUUCCCCACUGAGGUAUCGGUGGUGGUGAACCAUGUUCUGGAGCUUGUGUGUGAGGUAGAGGGUAUACCAGUCCCCACAGUCAAUUGGGUUAAGGACGGUAGGCCACUGCUGCAGACAGAUGGCUUGCGCCUUCUCCGUGGAGGAGAGGUGCUCCGGAUCAGCUCUGCUCAGGUUGAGGACACUGGAAGGUACAGUUGUUUGGCCACUAGCUCGGCAGGAGAUGAUGACAAAGAGUUCCUGGUCCGUGUGCACGUCCCACCCAACAUUGCUGGAGAGACUGGAGUCCAAGACGUGUCAGUGAUUCAGAACAGACAGGUGACUCUUGAGUGCAAGUCAGAUGCAGUGCCACCUCCCACCCUCUCCUGGCUGAAAGACGGAAUUCCACUUAAGGUGUCUCCCCGGGUGCGUGUGUUAUCCAAUGGCCGCUACCUGCAGAUCAAUAACGCAGAGCUGGGAGACGCAGCUCGCUAUACCUGCAUGGCUAGCAAUGUUGCUGGAGAAACAAGACGCCAUUUUAAUCUCAGUGUGAAUGUUGCUCCCACAAUUAAGGAUGGACCUCAAGUCGUGUCUGUGCAUGUCAACCAACCAGUGGUUCUGGAGUGUAUUGUUAGUGGGGUCCCUGCCCCACGUGUUACCUGGAGAAAACAUGGAGCCGUUCUGGCUGGAAACAGUCAUAGGUACAAGUUUACCCCGGAUGGCUCUCUUCAUAUUCACUCAGCCCAAAUGACCGAUACAGGGCGCUACUUGUGCAUGGCCACCAACCAAGCGGGUACUCAGCGAAAGAGAGUGGAUCUUCAGGUUUAUGUGCCCCCCUCGAUUGCUGAUGGGUCCACCAACGUCACAGUGACGGUAAACAUUCAGACCACCCUGUCCUGUGAAGCCACAGGUAUCCCCAAACCCUCCCUCACAUGGAGCAAAGAUGGUCGCCCCAUCAACACCGACCACAACCAGAAUAUGUACAGGUUGCUUUCAUCAGGUUCGCUGGUUGUCAUAGCACCCACAGUAGAAGACACAGCUCUGUACGAGUGUGUGGUGACCAAUGAGGCAGGCCAGGAGAACAGGGCCAUCCAGCUCACUGUACAAGUACCGCCAUCUAUUGCUGAUGAAGCCACAGAGCUGAUAGUGAACAGACUGUCCCCAGUGGUCAUUAGCUGUACUGCAUCAGGAGUCCCAGAACCUGUCCUGCACUGGAGCAAAGAUGGAGUGCGUCUGGCCAAAGAAGGAGAGGGAUACAAGACACUCCCCUCUGGUCCUCUGGAAAUUGCUUCUGCUGAGUUAAGUCACUCUGGCCAUUAUUCAUGCUCUGCUAAAAAUGCUGCCGGAUCUGCCCAUCGCCACGUGCAGCUCACUGUGCAGGAUCCACCAGUCAUUCAGGCUCACCCCACAACAUUGGACGUUAUCCUGAACAACCAUGUAACUAUCCCAUGCCGUGCCGUGGGCUCCCCACGCCCCACCAUCACCUGGCAGAAAGAAGGCAUCAGCAUCUUUACCUCUGGCAAGAGCUUGCACCUCCAGGGAGGGGAUGUCACUCUUCUGCCUAGUGGCAGCCUGCAGAUUUCACGGGCCAAAAUAGAAGAUUCUGGAACCUACAUGUGUGUUGCCCAGAAUCCAGCAGGCACAGCACUGGGCAAGACCAAACUCCGUGUACAGGUUCCUCCAGUCAUCAAUUCAAGUACUAAGUCCUAUGAUGUGGCUGUGGAUGGCUCAGUGACUCUACAGUGCCAGUCUGAAGGCUACCCAACCCCAUCGGUCAUCUGGCACAAGGAUGGGCAGCCACUGACUGAGUCUGUGCGUCAGCGUGUCCUGAGCUCUGGCUCUCUGCACAUUGUCUUUACCCAGCCAGGAGACACAGGCAGAUACACCUGCACUGCAGCCAACGUGGCAGGGAGCAGCAGUGUGGAAAUGAGCCUCACUGUGCUGAUCCCUCCCAUCAUCCGUGCAGGUGAACCAGAGCUGUGGGUGAUGCAGAAUACACAAGCCCUGUUGUCAUGUGUGGCGGAGGGUGUGCCUCAGCCCACCAUAAACUGGGAGAGGGAGGGCGUCCCUCUGACAGACUCAGUAGGACAGCAUACCAUCCUGCCCUCUGGAGAGCUCAUCAUUGACACCACUCAGCCUGAAGAUGCUGGUACCUACACAUGUGUAGCCACCAACUCAGUGGGGCAGGACAGUUGGACGAUUACUCUGUCUGUGCACACACAUCCAGCUUUUACUGAACUACUGGGAGACGUGGCUCUCAACAUGGGAGAGCGCCUUUUGCUUGCCUGUGGGGCCACAGGAAUCCCUACACCCAAAAUCACAUGGGCAUUCAACAAUAACAUCAUUCCAGCAUUUUAUGACCAUGUGAAUGGCCACAGUGAGCUUGUGAUUGAGCAUGUCAGUAAGGACGACGCAGGCACAUACUCCUGUGUGGCAGAGAACCAUAUGGGGUCCAUUAAGUCUGUGGGCUUUGUUUACGUCAAAGAGCCUCCUAUAAUAGAUGGAGAUGUCCAUUCAAACCAUAUUGAGCCUCUAGGAGGGAAUGCCAUUCUGAACUGUGAGGUUCGGGGAGACCCCCUGCCCACCAUCCAGUGGAGCAAGAAUGGAGUCAACAUCCAGAUCAGCAACCGCAUCCGACAACUGGACAAUGGCUCUCUAGCCAUCUAUGGCACUGUGAAUGAAGAUGCAGGUAACUACGUAUGUGUGGCUACAAAUGAUGCUGGAGUUGUGGAGAGGACCGUCACGCUAACCUUACAAAGCUCUCCAAUCUUUACUGUGGAGCCAGUUGACACAGUGGUGGAUUCAGGGUCCACCGUGGUGCUAAACUGCCAGGCGCAGGGUGAGCCCACACCAGUCAUUGAGUGGGCCAGCCAGGGGCGACCCCUGCUGAGCAAUGACCGCAUCACAAUAUUGGCCAAUGGCUCUCUGCGAAUAAGCAGCGCUCAAAAGGAAGACACGGCUGAGUAUGCAUGUAUCGCCCGCAACCUGAUGGGCUCUGCACUAGUGCGAAUGACCCUCACAGUACGAGUUAAUGGAGGUUUCUCUGAGUGGAUGGAAUGGGGUUCCUGCAGUGUGUCCUGUGGGGCUGGAGUUCAGAGGAGGUUGAGACUGUGCAGCAAACCUCGACCUGCCAAUGGUGGGCGACAUUGUGUCGGCCCAGACUCUGAGAGCCGUAGUUGUAAAGGAAAACCCUGCCCAGUGGAUGGCCAGUGGUCAGAGUGGUCAGCUUGGGAGGAGUGCUCUCGGACAUGCGGUCAGGGGAACAGAACAAGGAUCCGCACCUGCAGUAAGCCUCCAGCCCAGCAUGGAGGAAGGCCCUGUGAGGGCCGUGCGGUGGAAGUCAUCAUGUGCAGCAUCAAACCCUGCCCUGUGGCUGGGAACUGGGGUGCCUGGUUGCCCUGGAGCCCUUGCAGUGAGACGUGUGGAAAAGGGAUGCAGACAAGGAUCAGACUGUGUAACAACCCUCCACCUUCAUUUGACGGGCCACCUUGCAAGGGAGCAGAAACGCAAACUCAAGUGUGCACAGAGAGGAACUGCCCUGUGGAUGGGAAGUGGUCCUCCUGGGUGAGCUGGGGGCCAUGUAGCGUUUCCUGCGGAGGUGGAACCAGACAGAGGACACGUCUAUGUGCAAGCCCCGCCCCUCAACAUGGAGGAAGACAGUGUGAAGGAAAUGACAUCCAUAUUGACUUCUGCAAUAGUGAACCAUGUCCAAUUAAUGGUAACUGGGGCCCAUGGAGCAGUUGGGGCAGCUGCAGCAGGACUUGCAAUGGAGGGCAGAUGCGUCGCUACAGAACAUGUGAAAACCCCCGACCAGCCAAUGGAGGUCGAGCAUGUGCUGGAGCAGACACAGAGAUACAGAAAUGCAGCACAGAGAGUUGCCCUGUGGAUGGGAACUGGGGUCUGUGGCAGCCCUGGGGUGAAUGUUCAGCCUCAUGUGGAUCAGGGGAGCAGAAGAGAGUCCGGAUCUGUAACAGUCCAUCUCCUAGCAACAAAGGCCGUCCCUGCCCAGGGGAUUCCACGCAGUUGUCCAAGUGUAACAUCCGACCAUGUCCAGGUGGUCCUCAGAAGGCCAGAGGAAGUGUUAUUGGUAACAUUAAUGAUGUGGAGUUUGGGAUUGCCAUUCUUAAUGCCACCAUCUCCACAAGUCCGUCAGGAGGUAAAGUGGUACAUGCCACCAUCACCAAUGUACCCAGGAGCCUAGGCCCUGCAAUGAGAAAGCUAAUCUCCUUGUUGAAUCCUAUCUACUGGACUACAGCACAGGAGCUGGGCGAGGCAUUCAAUGGCUACAGCCUCACAGACGGUCUAUUUCGACGAGAGACUCAAGUGGAGUUUGCCACGGGGGAAAUUCUGAGGAUGACCCAUGUGGCACGAGGACUGGACACAGAUGGUGCUCUGUUGUUGGACAUUGUUGUAAAUGGGCAUAUCCUCCAGUUGCCCUCCAAUGCAGAUAUUAGCCUUAAGGACUACACAGAGGAUUACAUACAGACAGGCCCUGGGCAGCUGUAUGCUCUGUCCACACGUAUGUUCAGUGUAGACAGAGUGAGUGUUCCCUAUUCCUGGAAUCACACCAUUUCCUAUGAUCCAUCCAGAGGCAAGAUGCCCUACCUAGUGCAGACACUCCACGCCUCUGCUAUCAAGGCUCAGUACCAUCCUCUAGACGAAAUGCUGGAUUUCACCAUCCAUGCAACUAUUGCCAAAGGUGAACGUAGUAAUCAAUGUCCUAGUGGCUUUCUUCUAGACCCAGCUGGACCCUACUGUGCUGAUGAGAAUGAGUGUGUGGAAGGAAACCCCUGCUCCCAUGCCUGCCAUAAUGCUAUAGGCACAUACUACUGCUCCUGCCCCAGAGGACUCACCAUCUCUGCUGAUGGAAGGACUUGUCAGGACAUUGAUGAAUGUUCACUGGGUGGGCACAUUUGUCAUGAUGGACAGGACUGUGAGAACACCAUUGGCUCCUACCGUUGUGUGAUGCGCUGUGGACGGGGUUUCCGGAGAACAGCAGACGGCUUGAGCUGUUCAGACAUAAAUGAAUGUCAGGAGACAAACCCGUGUCACCAGCACUGCCUCAACACCAUAGGGAGCUUCCGCUGUGCCUGUGAGGCAGGAUACCAGCUCAGAAACCGCCGCUGCAUCGACAUUAAUGAGUGCAGACAGAGAGUUUGUCGCUCGGAUCAGCAGUGUAAGAACACACGGGGUGGCUACACCUGCACUGACCUCUGUCCUACUGGCAUGACUAAAGGAGCCAACAGUACCUGCAUAGACAUUGAUGAGUGUCGAGAUGGCACUCACCUCUGCAGGUACAACCAGAUCUGUGAGAACACCAGGGGGAGCUAUCACUGCACCUGCCCCAGAGGCUACCGCUCACAGGGUGUGGGUCAGCCCUGCCUCGACAUUAACGAGUGUGAGCAUGUGCCGAUGCCCUGCGCUUACCAGUGCGCCAACAGCCCAGGCAGCUACAAGUGCCUUUGCCCUCCGGGACGCCACCUGCUGGGUGAUGGAAAGUCUUGCGCAGGGCUGGAGCGUUUGCCCAGCUAUGAGAGCUUCUCGUAUGGCUUCCGCACUUCACAGUCCUCACCUGAGCGUCGCUACCACAGCCUGGCCUCUCAGAGCUACCACUCCUACACUGGUACCGGGGGGCGCUUCAGGCUCAGGAGUACCCCUUCACGCUCUCGCAGGGCUGCUACAAACUGCCCUCAUGGGUUUAGGGCACAAAGAGACAAGUGCUUAGAUAUCAAUGAGUGUGAACAGAGAGACACGUGUCAGCAUGAGUGUAUGAACACGCCGGGCAGCCACAAGUGUUUGUGUCCCAGUGGCUAUCGCCUCAUGACUAAUGGCAAAACAUGUCAAGACAUUGAUGAGUGCUUGGAACAGAAUAUUCAGUGUGGCUCAAACAGAAUGUGUUUCAACAUGAGAGGAAGCUACCAGUGCAUCGACACGCCCUGCCCACCGAACUACCAAAGAGAACCGGCCACAGGAUUCUGUCUUAAAAACUGCCCACCCAAUGAUCUGGAGUGUGCUCUGAGCCCUUACGCACUGGAGUACAAGCUGCUGUCUUUACCCUUUGGUAUUGCUGCCAACCAGGACCUGAUCCGCCUGGUGGCCUACACCCAGGACGGAGUGAUGCACCCACGAACAUCCUUUCUGGUGGUAGACGAAGACACCACGCUUCCCUUUGCGCUGCGUGAUGAGAACUUAAAGGGAGUGCUGUUCACGACGAGGCCGCUGCGCGAGCCGCACACCUAUCGCAUGAAAGUGAAGGCCCUGUCCUACAGCACCAAUGGAGGCAUCGAGUAUCAGACCACCUUCAUCGUGUACAUCGCCGUCUCAGCCUAUCCCUACUGAGAGCACUUGACCAUGACUGGGAGACAGAGGUGGAGAUGCACUUUUCGUGCAGGACUUGUGUGUGUGUGUGUGUGUGUGCGUGUGUGUGUGUGUGUGUGUGUUUGUGUGUGAGAGAGAGAGGGAAAGAGACAGUUUGUGUGUAUGCUUGGAUGUAAUUGGGUGACUGGUAGAUCCUCAACUUGAAGAAAAUCCCACAGAUGGUAACUUCACACCUCCUAGAGUGAAGAGCUGAGCUGCAGUGUCCAGUGAGCAAGUCAUUUUAAAUUUAAAAAAGGACCCAGCAUUGAGCCCUGGGGUAGGUUGCUUUACCCCUAGCUGGAGCCUGAAGACUGUAGGUCAGAGAAAGCUGCCCAACAAUGCCUACAAUGGAUAGUCAUUUUUGCUAGAUUGUUUAAAGUCCCUCUUUUCAGGAAAAUGGGUGAUGUGAACGAUGAAAAAGGACAAAUGUAAUGUCUACCUAUUAACUUAUUGGGAAGUGCUUGAAAAUAAGAGGCAGUACUUUUUCCCACAUCUGGUUGGUUGUUAAAGCAUUCUGUGAAAGCCAAGGAUUUUGAAAGUUUUUUUUCAGGAUUGGUCCAGUAGAAGCUUAUCAUUCAUAUAGCUUAUUAUUUCCCAGUAGAGAUUAUGGGUGAGGAACACCACAGAAGAUAAUAAUAAUAAAAAUACAUAUUUAUCUCAGGUAAGCACUGCCUUCCCUCUAUAACACCACUGUUGUCCAUUUACAUUCUUAACUAUGUACAGAACUUUAUAUACUGGUUGUUGCAACUGAAUUGCAGCAUUACAGGUUAUUACAAAACUGAUUGAUUUUCAAUGUUAAAGUUGUAUUCUAUUUUUAUGAUUUGUAUAUAAGCAUUUGGUUUCCAUUCUGUAAUAUGAUUCUAUAUUGUGUUGUAGCCAUUUUUUAAGCAAACAUUAAAUGUACAAUACAACACA
Messenger RNA from Astyanax mexicanus (Mexican tetra), 17938 nucleotides. It is a transcript of the gene hmcn1, whose product is annotated as hemicentin 1. Gene Ontology annotation, molecular function: calcium ion binding; axon guidance receptor activity. The transcript has 107 exons. The coding region runs from base 113 to 17005 and encodes 5630 amino acids. The record is from RefSeq and is a predicted model, not a curated record. Gene Ontology annotation, cellular component: axon; plasma membrane; neuronal cell body. Lineage: Eukaryota; Metazoa; Chordata; Actinopteri; Characiformes; Acestrorhamphidae. Gene Ontology annotation, biological process: homophilic cell-cell adhesion; synapse organization.